This is a messenger RNA of Dentiscutata erythropus, 151 nucleotides long. Lineage: Eukaryota; Fungi; Glomeromycota; Glomeromycetes; Diversisporales; Gigasporaceae. The record is from the annotation of a GenBank genome assembly.
AUGUCAGAGCUUAACCCACCAAAAAUCAUUGCUACUGAUGGAAUCGCUCAAAUCGAAGGCUUUGUUAAUGGAAACGAAACUUUAAAACCGGUCGAUUUAAUCGUUAAAGGAAGCUUACCUUCAUGGUUAAAAGGUGAAUUAUUCACUGUUG